AAUCGAUUAGUCAGUAUCUAAGGAGGGCGGUGCGGGAGGCGGCAGCUCUACCGUCCAAUUGGCUUCAGGCUUAGCUGGGAGGCGGGAUGAAUUCUUGGAGGUGACUGAAGAGGUCCGCGGGCCACCUGGGAGCGCCGGAGCGAGGCCUGCAAGAUGGAGGAAGGCGGGAAUCCUGGAAGCCUGACUAAGAUGGUCCAUCUACUGGUCUUGUCAGGGGCGUGGGGCAUGCAAAUGUGGGUGACCUUCAUCUCAGGCUUCCAGCUUUUCCGAAACCUUCCCCGACAUACCUUCGGCCUGGUGCAAAGCAAACUCUUCCCUUUAUACUUUCACAUCUCCAUGGGCUGUGCCUUCAUCAACCUCUGCAUCUUGGCUUCACAACAUGCCUGGGCUCAGCUCACAUUCUGGGAGGCCAGCCAGCUCUGCCUGCUGUUCCUGAGCCUCACAUUGUCCACUAUCAACGCCCGCUGGCUGGAGCCUCGCACCACAGCUUCCAUGUGGGCCCUGCACACAGUGGAGAAGGAGCGGGGCCUGGGUGGGGAGGUGCCUGGAAGCCACCAGGGCCCCGACCCCUACCGCCAGCUGCGAGGGCAAGACCCCAAGUACAGUGUCCUCCGCCAGACCUUUUUCCGCUACCAUGGCCUGUCUUCCAUUUGCAAUCUGGGCUGCCUCCUGAGCAAUGGGAUCUGUCUUGCAGGCCUUGCCCUGAGCCUCAGGAGCCUCUAGCACUCACUUCCUCUCUGGCCCCCCUGAGGCCCCAAAUGUUAAUAAACACUUCUUUGGAAA
Messenger RNA from Nyctereutes procyonoides (raccoon dog), 783 nucleotides. It is a transcript of the gene TMEM205, whose product is annotated as transmembrane protein 205. Lineage: Eukaryota; Metazoa; Chordata; Mammalia; Carnivora; Canidae. The record is from RefSeq and is a predicted model, not a curated record. The transcript is spliced from 4 exons. Bases 154 to 723 code for a protein of 189 amino acids.